Molecule: messenger RNA, 2334 nt
Organism: Colletotrichum higginsianum IMI 349063
Lineage: Eukaryota; Fungi; Ascomycota; Sordariomycetes; Glomerellales; Glomerellaceae
Exons: 5
Coding region: 1-2334 (777 amino acids)
Source: RefSeq, a predicted model, not a curated record
AUGUCCGAAGGGCCGCAGCGCCAGCACCAGUAUCAGCGGGCAUCUCGCAACAUGUGCGAUCAGGAGCAGCCUUGCGGCAACUGCCUCCGUCGGUUCCCCGUGCCGGUGUGCGAAUAUCGCACAGGCAACCCGGGGACGGAUUGCUCGACGGAUCCGUCCACCAACGACGCGCCUUGGCUGGUGACUAAGCCUCUCGAUGAAAGCAACGACGCGGCAAUAGCAGUAUCAUCAUCAUCAUCAGCACCGGCACCAGCGCCAUGGUUCCCACUGGCUGAUCCGAAGCGCAGCAGGCUGAACUUGGACACGACUCACGCGUCGCAGCAGGUACUCACAUACCGUCUCGCGGUGCCGGGUCUAGUCUUCGACAUCGCCGGCGAAGAGGACGAUGACGGUGGUCGAGCUCCUGCAGAUGACGCGGCUCCUCGAAGAUGGCAUCAUGCGCUAGAGCCCAGACUUCAGCGUCCAGAACGGCCCGUCGGCGGGGUGGACGAGCAAAUCGCGCAUCUUCCGGUGGCACAAACGACACUAAACAAGAAACUCCUUCGAAUAUACAUCACAGUUCUCUCCCGCUUCAAGGCCUCCCUCAACGGUGAUCCGGAACCCAACAACCCUUUCAUCCGCUACUACUCUCCCUUCUGCCUCCAGGACCCCCUCGUCAUGAAAAUCAUUCUCUACACCUCAGCAUGCUUUCUCCACGAAACGGGCCAUGUCCGAACCACGGCCCUACGAACGAUCAAGGGCCACGCCAUCCGAAUGCUAAACGAGAGCCUGCGGCCCAAUGACGUUGGUAGUAGGCGACAUCAAAGUCUUCAGAACACCACCGGAACCGCACUCGAGACAACAAUCGAUAGUGGCGGCGGCGGCGGCGGCAUCAGCAGCAUCAACGGGAGAUCAGAACACCCCAGCGACGCCGCCAUUGCAGGGGUCAUUCAGUUGACCGUGGCCGAGUGGUACUGGGGUGAGUCGGAAGAGGACCUGCGAUACCACCUCAGGGGCUUGCGAGGUAUGAUCCGGCUACGAGGUGGCUUCAACAAACUCGGUAUGAACGGUCUCUUAGCAAAGAACGCUAUCAUUCACGAUGUCUCCAUAUCCCUUGCGCACGAAAAAAGCCCACUGCUACUGACUCUGUCGUCCUCGGACGACAGCCGCGGAGGAGGCGACAGGAGCCAAGAAAUCGAGAGUCAAGCACGGCGCAGUCAAGGAGGAGCGACGGCAACGCCGGCAACGGCAUCAGAUCCAUGGGGCUUGACAGGAUAUGUCUUUGUCAACCCUAUAAAAGACCUGCCCCUUCGCAUGGCGCACAUGACACCUCUAGUCAGCCACUUACCCUCGUCCUUCGGCCUGCUCCCGUCAUUUGUCGACUGUGCCGCAAGCCUCGGCAUGCACCCGGCGACGGCCUCAAUCCUCGACAAUGUAAGGUAUCUGUUCAGCGCCGUUGAGGCAAUCUACACCACCGCGAGCGAAACGAUAGUAUCGACGAGUACGGCUAUGGGAACGACAGCGACAUCGACAUCGACACCGACGCCGGCACAGGCCUCCCGAAAGGCGCGACUCACGGGGAAAUACAUGCACGAGCACAUAUCGGGGCUUCAUCCUACGAUCCCGGGAUGCCGGCAAGCCUUGUCGCCGGAGGCAUCGACCAGGACGAGUCCGCCGUCGAGCAGCAGCAACUACUUUGCGGCCGCCGAUGAUGGAUCCGUACGAAGCGGGAGCAUCUCCAGUACAGGCACAACGGGGCGCGGGUCCGUUGGCACGGGCCGGUCGCCAUCGGGACCAGCUUCCGACUCGACAACGACACCCGAAUGGCCACAGGCCCACGACACUAGCGAAUCUCCAACGAGUCCCCGACCGAUGCAACACCACCAUCACCAGAACCAGAACCAGCAACUGCAGCAGAAGCCGGAUUUCAUGCACCAGGUUAUCCGGAUGACGGCCAUCGUCUACACGCGUGCCAUUGCCACCGGUACCCCAUUGAGCGUCGCAUGCACGGAAUCGGAUUUCCUGCAGAUCUGGACUACGACGUGGCGGGUGCCCCUGUCGACUUGGAACAGCGCCUUGGGCGUCUUCCACUGGGUCAUGCUGGCUAUUGCGCCGGGGUGUCACCGCACGCCGCACGCCCGCUUCGUCAAGAACAUGACCACGAUCAGCACGCUGACACUCGGAGUCGAGAACUGGGCCAUGGCCAUGAGCGCUGCCAGAGCUGGCAUGAGGCUGCAGUACUGGCUCGGCGGCCAGGACGUUGAGGGAGAAGUGGACGAGGGGGCAUAUCAACAGAAGCAACAAGAGGGAGGGCCAGUAGUCGAAGGGCGGCGUCCUGGUCGCGAAGAGCGGUGA